GCUAGCUCAUUCAACUUUUGUGAUAUCUAAUCUUUGCGAGCUUAGAGAAUCAAUAGACUACGCGGAGUUUGAAUAAAAAUGAAAGAGAAAACGUUUGGUGUCAUUUGGUCACUCUAACCUUCAGCAAGACAAAGAAUGAUCGAAAGCACCCUUACGAAACAACUCCAAUAAACAACUUUGUUGUGUUUUUGGAUGCGAAAUCUACGAUGGCCAUCCGAUUCUUCCGCGCCUUGUCGAGAAAAAAGUUAGUGUCCAACGACGAAGAGAGUAAAUUGGCGAGAGUCCUGACACUGCUCGAUCUAACCGGAUUGGGCAUAGGAAGCACGCUCGGACUUGGUGUGUACGUCCUGGCAGGAUCCGUUGCAAAAACCGUAGCCGGGCCAGCAGUUUGCAUUUCCUUCUUAAUCGCGGCUAUAGCAUCAGCAUUUGCAGGUUUAUGCUACGCGGAAUUUGCGGCGAGGGUACCGAAAGCGGGAUCGGCUUACGUAUACAGCUACGUUAGCGUUGGCGAAUUUGUGGCGUUUGUCAUCGGCUGGAAUCUGAUUCUGGAAUACGUCAUAGGUGGGUUUGCGAAUUUUCGUCGGGUAGUAAAAAUAAACAUUUAUGGGUUUUUUCGCGUAUGCAAAUUUUAAUGACGGUCGAUUACUGCAUCUCUCGGCAAAACUGGUACCUAUUAAAUUAAUUCGCCCCAAAUUGCUUGAAGGUAAGACUAAUGUUUGGAAUGGUAAUGCAUCGCAUAAGAAAUAAUUGACUACGUAACCGCGUGUUUUCCGUGUAGGUAAUUGGUUGUAAUGAAUAAAUAUAUCGUCACAUUAAAGAAACCAAGGAGAAAAUAAUAAG
Messenger RNA from Photinus pyralis (common eastern firefly), 840 nucleotides. RefSeq names its product cationic amino acid transporter 2-like. Gene Ontology annotation, cellular component: plasma membrane. Gene Ontology annotation, biological process: amino acid transport; transmembrane transport. NCBI's taxonomy places the organism in Eukaryota, Metazoa, Arthropoda, Insecta, Coleoptera, Lampyridae. Gene Ontology annotation, molecular function: amino acid transmembrane transporter activity. The record is from RefSeq and is a predicted model, not a curated record. The transcript has 3 exons. The coding region runs from base 207 to 632 and encodes 141 amino acids.